AGAGACUUGUCGAGAUGUCAUUAAAAGAUAUUGUGAAGAAAGUCUCACAGAACCAACUCCUCGAUCAGGAAGACCACCUCUUUUAACUGAACGUGAAGAGCGUGCUCUUAUACGUACAGUCAGGAGAGACAGACAGGAAUCGCUUCAACAGCUUACAGCAAAAUUUAACGAUCUCGGCCUAACCCCAAUUAGUACUAGUACA
Ambispora leptoticha is the source of this 202-nucleotide messenger RNA. Lineage: Eukaryota; Fungi; Glomeromycota; Glomeromycetes; Archaeosporales; Ambisporaceae. The record is from the annotation of a GenBank genome assembly.